Podarcis muralis (Common wall lizard) is the source of this 1560-nucleotide messenger RNA. The record is from RefSeq and is a predicted model, not a curated record. NCBI's taxonomy places the organism in Eukaryota, Metazoa, Chordata, Lepidosauria, Squamata, Lacertidae.
AUGGUGACAAAAUUCUACCAACAUGUCCUUGCCAUGGCAUUUGCUGUGAGGGAGAUCAACGAGAACCCAAAGGUCCUGCCCAACAUCACUUUGGGAUUCCACAUCUAUGACAGCUACUUUGAUGCAAGAGCAACCUAUAAAAGCACUCUCAGCCUUCUCUUCAAAUCCCACAGGCUUGUCCUCAAUUACAACUGCAACACCCAGAAAAAACUUAUAGCCACCAUUGGUGGACUUAGCUCUGAUACCUCUUCUCUUAUGGCAGAAAUUUUAGGCUUCCACAAGAUCCCACAGCUCCACCCAUUUCUUCAAAGAAUUUCAUUUAACAACUCAGCUGGAGAAACUGUGUCCUUUAAUGAAAAAAGGGAAAGAAUAGGUGGAUUUGACAUCAUGAAUAUAGUCAUAUUUCCAAACAAGUCCUUCAAGAGAGUAAAAAUUGGAUGGCUAGAUCCCGAGGCUCCUGAAGGAAAGGAAUUGACCAUUAAUAAAGAUAUAAUCAUGUGGCACAGAGGCUUUAACCAGGUUGUCCCACUCUCUAUGUGCAAUGAACACUGCCAACCUGGCAAUCAGAAGAAAAGGAAGGAAGGGAAAAAUUUUUGCUGCUAUGAUUGUGUUCCAUGCCCAGGAGGGAAGUUCUCUGACAAGAAGGAUAUGGAUGAAUGUUUGCAAUGCCCAGAGGAGAAAUUUCCAAGCAUGGACCAAAAUGAAUGCAGACCCAAAACUACAAGCUUCCUAUCUUACAAAGACCCUUUAGGAAUCAGUUUAGCCUCAGUUGCUGUUUCCUUUUCACUGAUCACAGCCAUAAUGUUAGGAAUUUUUAUUAAGCACAAAGACACACCAAUUGUCAAAGCCAAUAACCGGGCCCUCACCUAUGCUCUCCUGGUCUCUCUCCUGUUCUGCUUCUUAUCUUCUUUGCUAUUCUUGGGAAAACCUGGGGAAGUGACCUGCCUUCUCCGACAACCUGCUUUUGGCAUCAUCUUCUCUGUCGCUGUUUCAUGUGUGUUGGCAAAAACCAUCCUUGUUUCCCUAGCAUUCAUGGCCACAAAGCCAGGGUCAAGAAUGAAGAAAUGGGUGGGUAAAAAAAUGUCCAGCUCUAUAAUCCUUUCCUGCUCUCUCAUUCAAGCAAGCAUUUGUAUUGCGUGGUUAGCAAGCUCUCCUUCCUUCCCUGAUUUAGACAUGCACUCUGUAACAGAAGAAAUCAUUCUGCAGUGUAACGAAGGCUCAGUGACCAUGUUUUACUGUGUCCUGGGCUACAUGGGCCUCCUGGCCACUGUCAGCUUCCUUGUGGCAUUCCUAGCCCGCAAAUUACCAGACAGUUUUAAUGAAGCCAAGUUCAUUACCUUUAGCAUGCUGGCAUUUUGCAGUGUGUGGGUUUCCUUUUUCCCAUCUUACCUGAGCUCAAAAGGCAAAGAAAUGGUGGCUGUGGAGAUCUUCUCCAUCUUGGCCUCCAGUGCUGGGUUACUGGGUUGCAUCUUUUUCCCUAAGUGCUACAUCAUUGUGCUGAGGCCUGAGCUGAACAACCGGGAGCACUUAAUUAGGAAAAAGAACCAGUCUGGUUUAUAA